This is a messenger RNA of Ixodes scapularis (black-legged tick), 2161 nucleotides long. RefSeq lists its product as uncharacterized. The transcript has 8 exons. The record is from RefSeq and is a predicted model, not a curated record. NCBI's taxonomy places the organism in Eukaryota, Metazoa, Arthropoda, Arachnida, Ixodida, Ixodidae. Bases 9 to 929 code for a protein of 306 amino acids.
CAUGCGGUAUGGCGGUCUGCAACGCUGAUCUUAGUGGCGUCCUGAAAGGGUCUUGCUUAGAAUGCCGAUGCACAGGAUACCAAAGAACCGUUGCCAUGGUACAGUUAUCGCUGCUCAUCCCAAUAGGCGCCUGCAUCCACUGUUGGCACCCGCCAGCAGCGCAUAAAGACGCAGGAGACAGAGCCGUGACGAGUGGAGGUGAAAUCCCAGCGGGAAAACAGACAACAGCCCUCGGUGCCAAGGGGUCCGUUUCUUGUGAAGUGCCUUCGUUCGUAUGUGAACCUGAUAUUGCUGAAGUUGGCGCAUCUGAACAAGAACCAAAUGUCCAAGAAGCCCCGCAGAGCCCUCCAAAUGUUGCCCGAGCAAACUCGCAGCCAUCACUUGCUGCCGGGACCACAGGUGACACGAGGAUGUCAGAAAUGUGGUCGAAGGACAACGUGGUGCCACCGUUCUCCGACGCCAUCCAGCCACUGUUGCACGGCCAGAGCAUGAGCAGAGACGAGCAGAAUCGUCUUGCUCGACAGUUGAGGCACGAACUUAUUGAUUUCCUCAACAACAACAACUUGAUCGAAGACUUGAACCCGGCUAUAAGACGUUGGAAAUACCAGCGGCUUGGAGAGUCACUUGUGAGUGCAUAUCCCAAGAUCUUAUGGGACAAGCAAGGAAGGGCCACUAAAUGUUCGGCCAAAUCGCCAAUGGCCACAUUCCUCUCAAGACUGGCCGAGACUCGGAGGCACCGAAAAGCGCGGAACGACAAGAAAGCAGAACUGCCACGGCUUUCUCCCGUACCUUCCGAUUCUCGUGAACAGUGCGCGCCCACCAUCGACAUGACGCGAGCCAUUCAGGAAUUGAAGGAACUUGCUGCAGCAGUGAGCCCCUCCGGACCGUUCGGUGUUGACAGAAUGAAACAACUGUUGGGGUCAACUUAGGAGGAUGAACAAAUUAACACUGCACGGAAGAUUGCCAAGCCGUCUUCUCAACAGAGGUGUGGUUUUUGCUGCUUCAUUUGAAGUGAUUGCAUGUUCUGUGAGGAAGUUGGGGAAGACAGUGAAGAGAACAACUGCUCGCUUCAUCCCUUCGUCAUGAGGAGUGUGUGAUUCAGGUCAAGGACAGCAACAACAGCAAACAGUGUGAAUGUGUCAGACUCACCUUUUAGCUAAAUGAUACCACGUUCAGACAACGUUUACAGAUGCAUUUUGACCCCCUCCCACCCCUCCGCAGCCCAAGUCAUAGACAUCGCAUCCACCUUAGUUCUCCCACCCCGAAAGGAAUUCCAGGCUACACCGCUGAGCAAGGUGAUGGAGCAUUGACAUUCUUUGUGCACUGCCUUAGUCUUGAGGGGUUGGUAAGGAAGACUUGGGAUAAUUUAUUGGAUCUAUCAUUAUGUUUCUUCUGGUUCACUCACUUGCAUCAUUCAAAUUUUCCAUUACUUCAUUAUAACCGGGGGGGGGGGGGGGGGUAGCAGUAAUUUGGCUGUGACAAGGUGUAUCCCCCCUUUUUCACGGUAAUCACUGCCUAAAUAAAGUUUAGCACUUGCUUCCGACGUACUUCCAUAUGCUGCAUGCAGUAACACCCAACUGUGACAAAGGUGCGUGUAUGCACAAAACAACAGACUGACAAGCAGUGAUGUAGAAGCGAGCUUCGCAUUCACUAGUGCGGGACUCGGGUGGCGGGUUUGAUUCCCAACCAAGGUGCCUGCGAUCUGAUGCAGGUAUAUUGCGGAGAAGGCGCCAUGGUAACCGAGCUCUUUGUCGCACAUUAGACGAUUCCCACGUGGUCGAAAUUAGUCCUCUACUAGAGCGUACCAGAUGCCCAUCAUUAGUUCGGCGCGUGGAACCCCCCCAUACAAAUUUGACAGCCGUGGACAUGUCCUCUUUUGCGGAUCCGUCGGGGUUGGGUACUCUUCAUCGUGUUCCGAGCAUGUAUUGGACAUGAGGGCUGCGUCGGCGUUCGGCGAGGACUCGGAUCUAAUCGCGCGCCUCGUGUACAUGGAUGCAUGGAUGGAUAUUGAUGGCUAUACCCUUUGUAACGGGCGGCAGCUUGCGCCACCCAGCCUAAGUAAAAAGACAAACAUGAUUCCUCCUGUCCUUCUAACUAUCACCGGGCAGUGUGGGAUAUCACCAGGAUGACCUUCCGGGGAAUCGGACAAAAAAAAAGAAAA